Aspergillus chevalieri is the source of this 2028-nucleotide messenger RNA. RefSeq lists its product as uncharacterized. The coding region runs from base 1 to 2028 and encodes 675 amino acids. Gene Ontology annotation, molecular function: RNA polymerase II cis-regulatory region sequence-specific DNA binding; DNA-binding transcription factor activity, RNA polymerase II-specific. Gene Ontology annotation, biological process: regulation of transcription by RNA polymerase II. Lineage: Eukaryota; Fungi; Ascomycota; Eurotiomycetes; Eurotiales; Aspergillaceae. The transcript is spliced from 2 exons. The record is from RefSeq and is a predicted model, not a curated record.
AUGUCUUCCUUUUUACCCGUGAACAAUCAAAUAUCCUCACCGCAGGAUCGUCCGAUGGAGGAUGCGAAUACCCCGACACCUCGCGCAAGUGCAAGCAACGGCGCACAAACAAAACGGACCAGCUCCUGCGACGAGGACACCCCGCGAAACUUGAAGGAUCGCGAUUACGAUGACCCAUCGCGGCCCGCAACGUCUUCCCAACGUGCCACCCCCACAGCGCCGGCGGAAGAGGCAACACUACAUCAUGAGUCAGAUGGGGAGCACUCAGAUCACGAGCCGGAGAACGGGAACAACAGCAAUGCUCCGCCAUCCAAGAAGAAAAAGGGUCAACGGUUUUAUUGCACCGACUUUCCCCCUUGUAACCUGAGUUUCACCCGGAGUGAGCACUUAGCUCGCCACAUUCGCAAACAUACCGGAGAGCGACCAUUUCAAUGCCACUGUUCUAGGCGAUUUUCUCGUCUUGAUAACCUGCGCCAACAUGCUCAGACGGUUCAUGUCAACGAAGAGAUCCCAGGCGACUCUCUCGCUGCCAUGGGUACGCGAUUUCAACGACAAAUUCGCACAGACCGGGUUCGUCCGCAGGGCCGUGCUCGAGCGGGCACCGGCCCAAGUUCAACAGGUCAUAGUCGUGGUCACAGUCGGAACUUGUCCACGUCCAGUAUCGGGUCCACUGCAUCUACUUUCAGCCAGCCUCCGGAGAUCCGCCGGCGACCGACCUCGUUGAUCAUGCCCCACGACAAUAACGCUCGCACGCGACUGGCCUUGGAUGGCAUGGUCGAACCUCCUAGUACACCCCCAGCUCAGAUCAGAGGAAGCAUUCCUGGUCCAUCGGUGGGAGGGUCGCCAUACACCCCGUCACGUAUGUUCACUGGUGCUCCGGAACAUCUCGCGUCCCCCAUGUCCACAGCCUCCCAGGCCUCUGGCUUCUGGGACGGAAAGACUGCCGCCCGGCGUCUUUCGGUUCCCGCAGGGAUUAAUCCAUUCGUACAGCAGCAGCCCGUUCACGCGUACCCGCCGGGUUAUGUCGGUACGCCUAACCAAACCACUUAUGCCGGUCCGGGAGGCGUGUAUGCCAGUCCGGUGAGUUCCAAUUAUUCGCGUGACGAGGCGGAAGCGGAUUUGCGUAGAAGAACUUGGCACCCGUCUACUUACUCCGCAUACCAGCGCCCCGCAACGAGUGGCUUAAGCAGUUAUCAAACUCCCGACGGGGCUCAGCAGCAGCAACCUUCAUUCAGUAGUGCGAAUAAACAGGCGGAGCAGCAUCCGCCUCGACUGCCUGGAAUUGAGAGCUUUGACAAGGUCAUUUCGCAACAACGACCGCUCACGCCUCCGGGUCGUCGACCGAGUCCCAUGCAGCUUGACAGCGGUAACCAGCAGCGACCCGCGCCCAGUUAUGGGUUCGGAGGGGGGUUCAACUACAAUGCUCCGGCAGUGCGGCCUCCGCCCCCGGUUUCGGGUCCGGGCCAUCGACGAGGCCAUGUCUCGUGGGAUCUGUCAUUGCAUGCCAACUUAACUGGACUGAACAUCCGGGACAAGCCAUUCCAGCGCGAUGCAGCCCAAUGGGGCCAGCAGACCAUUGCGGAGAUCCAGAAUGUCGCGUCGCGACCAUCUACAUCCUACCAGCCGUCCGAACACCGAGGAAAUCCCGGACCGGGCCAUGGCUGGCACAGUAGCACGGCCUCGGGUUCCUCGCAGGCUACGCGGACAUCUCCUGAAGACUCGAGCAGUAGCGAGGGAGUGCACACACCCUCGACGGCAUCUCUUGAAUACCACCCCGCCAUCGUACACCACAAUGGGUCUAUCGAACCCCAUGCUCCUCAUCACCAUAGCGCUCUAGCGUCCGAGACGUCUCAAUCAGGUUACGCUCCAUUUUCGUCUCAACCCAACGAGGGUGAUCAUGUGAAUAGUAAACACGAAUCUCGAUCCGAUCUUUUCAAUACGACCCGGGACUCUGGAAUGGGCAGACUUGAAGCUUUGGUCGCUGUAGCCACAAGCGAAGACAAAGGAGCUGCCAAAUUGUUUCUGUGA